Messenger RNA from Ilex paraguariensis (yerba mate), 540 nucleotides. Lineage: Eukaryota; Viridiplantae; Streptophyta; Magnoliopsida; Aquifoliales; Aquifoliaceae. The record is from the annotation of a GenBank genome assembly.
AUGGAGUACACUAACCUCUGGUCGCUUGUGGGGGCUCAUAGUGGCUCGUGGUCGCUGUUGGUGGUUGGUGGUGGCUCGUGGUUGCUCGUGGUGGCUCCUGAUGCAUUUGGAUUACUAGAUUUGAGAUUGACGUCAACCACGUCUUCUUGCUUUGCUGAAGAUAGUGUUUCCAUGCCGGGCAAGGCGGCCGCAAUUUUCCGGAAUAGUGCCUGCAAAGAUUAUUUGUCAACUAAUGCAAGACAAUUUUUUUCUUUUAAAAGACAAUUAUUCAAGUUGGAAGAGUUAAUUAUGGUGGGGUUCGAUCGUGCUGGGGCAAGAAGUUAUGGAAGUUGCGGGUUAGGUUCCCGGGAUAUACACACACACACAGAUGUAUGCAUGGUGGGUGAGUUGAGCAUGCAGGUGGAAAGUGACUAUACACCUGAGGUUUCAAUGGAGGGAGGGGUAGACCAAAAUGGAGAUUAUGGAGAAAAUGCAGUGGCAACAGCAAGCAGCCCCAUGGUGGUGAUGCACGGAGGUGGGAUGCCAUGGCAGCAGAGUUGA